Molecule: messenger RNA, 1083 nt
Organism: Morchella importuna
Lineage: Eukaryota; Fungi; Ascomycota; Pezizomycetes; Pezizales; Morchellaceae
Exons: 3
Coding region: 1-1083 (360 amino acids)
Source: RefSeq, a predicted model, not a curated record
AUGUCCCACCCUCCAGAACCUUCGACGGCCUCCCCAUCUACUCAGGCCCCAAAACGUCGCAUCCGAGCACCGCCUCCAAAAAACUGCUCCUGCGUAUGGUGUGGUGCGGUAUUUACCAAGAGUGGGUUGGGGAGGCACUAUGACCAGUGGGUGUAUGCAGUCAGCCCAGCCCGGCCAGAUGACAAGCAUACAGAGGAAGCGAUCUCCCAGAUGAGAAGUUUACGGCACGACGUUCGACGGCUGCGAGGAAUGAAGCAUAUGGACCCCAAGGAGAAGAAGAGUCUGCAGAACCGGAGGAACUAUGAAAGACAUCAAGAGCAGCAAGUAGAGAAGAAGAGGGUGAAGAGGAUUGCAGACAUGGCUAGAAGCAUGGUAUUCAAGGAGCUUGCUAAAGAAGUGGAGGAGAUAAAAGCUUCGGCUUCUUUGCCCUCAUUGCCCGACUUUACCUCCGGAUCAGGACUGACCCCCACGAGUCCCCACCAAAUUCUCAAUUUCGCAACGCUAGCGUAUCACUUUCUCCCCGCACCACCAACACUAUUUACCCCCGUCCCUCUUUACCACACCGGAACCUGGAAUGUAGUGCAUCCUGAUAUCCAUGAAUACACGGCAUUAUAUACACUUUUCCGCAACUCUCCACUAAGUGCGUGGUCACCUCGCUUGAAUGAAGAGUGGACGAGAUGGCAGCCUCUCGACGAUAACGAGAAGAAACGCCUCGCAUUGCAAGAGCUUGGGCGUGAAUUCGCACGCAAAGGACAUGAGAUUGAGAGAUUAACUGCAUAUGCCGAAUUAUGGGAGACGGGGAAAAGCUUAGAGGAGAGGGCAAAGAAGUGGGAAGAGAGAGCGGCCAUGUCAAGGGAGCUCUACGGAAGAGCUGAGGAGGUACAACUAACCACUGAGCUAGACCGCAUGUGGAGCUCAAGGGAUGGAGCUGUGGCUGGUGGAAGUAGUAGUGCUACUCCCGGCGCGGGAAAUGGCCAAGGAGACGUGAAUAUACCCAUGGAUGAAGCAUCAUCCGGCGAUGGUGAUGAAGUCGAUGAAGGCGAUGAAGUAGGAGAAGCAGAUGAUGAUAUCAGUUAUACCUGA